UUUGAGCUCUUGACUACAACUGUUCUGUGCUUCAGUAUAUAUAUACAUGGAAGCGCCAGUCUGUCAUUCACAAACACGCUUAACUCUGAGAGACGCACAAGCCAAAAGCAGCAAUCAUGAAGGUAUUCCUUGUACUCGCCAUUGCCGUACUGUCUGGCUGCAAUGCUAACAUCUUUUAUGCUGAUGCACCCAAGCCACAGCUUGAAGUGCUGACUGAUGCUUUCUGGGACUACAUUGGGAAGGCCACCCAAACAGCUGAUGACACCCUCCAGAUGAUCAGGAAAUCAGAGUUUGGACAGGAAGUCAAUGCCCGCCUGGCCGACAGCACUGACAUUGCCAGCCAGUAUGCCGUCUCCCUGCAGGAGCAGCUCCCCCCUGCCGCCCAAGACCUGAUGACCAAGAUCACCGCAGAGGCUGAUGUGCUGAGAAAUGUUCUGACCAAGGAGCUGAGCACUGUCAGGGGCAAGCUGGAGCCCUACACCGACGACAUGAAGGUCCAGAUCCAGCAGAGAGUGGAGCAGCUCAAACAGGAGCUGGCCCCCUACGCUGAGUCCCUUGACACCGAGGCCCUGAGAGCCACCCUGGAGCAGAAGAGCGAGGAGCUGAAGCAGAGUGUGAAGGACCUGCAGGCUCAGUUCGGGCCCUACACCGAUGACCUGAAGCUGAAGGUGGACCAGCACCUGCAGGACUUCCAGGAGCGCGUGGCCCCCGUGACGGAGAAGGUCCAGGUGGAGCUGAUGCAGAGAGCCAAGCUGGUGAAACAGAUGGUGGCCCCCUAUGCUGAGGACCUGAAGGAAAAAUUGGACCCGUACGCCCAGGACCUCCAGGCCCAGCUCACGUCCCUCUACGAGUCCUUUAUCAAGGGCAACUAAGUCCACCUCCACACCUACUUCAUCGUUCAUCAGGAUGCCGACCUCUGUUGGAAGCAUGUAAUAUACUGUAAACCAAAUUAAACUAAUAUUUAUUACAAGUUGCAAAGCUCUGCACUUGGCGAAAUUGUAAAUAUUUGUGUUUUGAAGUUGGAAACUGUGACUUUUUUGUAAUCUCUGUUAAGUUAUCAAAAAUAAAUACUUGCAUCUGCAAACAA
Molecule: messenger RNA, 1087 nt
Organism: Trematomus bernacchii (emerald rockcod)
Lineage: Eukaryota; Metazoa; Chordata; Actinopteri; Perciformes; Nototheniidae
Product: apolipoprotein A-IV-like
Exons: 4
Coding region: 117-872 (251 amino acids)
Biological process (GO): very-low-density lipoprotein particle remodeling; positive regulation of lipid biosynthetic process; phospholipid efflux
Cellular component (GO): high-density lipoprotein particle; blood microparticle; extracellular region
Molecular function (GO): cholesterol binding; phospholipid binding; phosphatidylcholine-sterol O-acyltransferase activator activity
Source: RefSeq, a predicted model, not a curated record